Molecule: messenger RNA, 603 nt
Organism: Gamsiella multidivaricata
Lineage: Eukaryota; Fungi; Mortierellomycota; Mortierellomycetes; Mortierellales; Mortierellaceae
Exons: 3
Coding region: 1-603 (200 amino acids)
Source: RefSeq, a predicted model, not a curated record
AUGUCUUCUAGACCCUCUUCUCCCCCAGUUGCCAAACAGAUCGCACAGGCUUCUGAGAGCGUGGCCAACUAUGAGGAUCAGCUGGCAAAGAUGCGCAAGUUCCUCAACAGCAGCUCCGAGCCGAUCUGCGAUCCCCAGUGGUUUGCAGGCAUGCAAAAGAAGCUCAACUUCACGAUCGAGCAAGGAGCGACGCUCACGGUCUUCAGGAAGCCGUCGGGAGAUGCCACACUUGACGAUCUUGUCGUUCUCGAACGCGAGUGUUUGAGGGUGCAGCGCCAUGAAAACACGUUGCAAGUGAUGGCUCUUAUUGAGCGCACUCUUGCGAGCGAGAAACAGUCCGCUAUGAAGCACGCACCUGAACACCAGGACCAAUUGGCUCGCGAGAUCGAAAUCGUCACCGAGCGGAUCUUUAGGUCUGAGAGAUAUCUUCCGAUGUUCUUAGCUGUGGAGGCUUCUAAACAACGAUGCCUGCUUCGAAGACAGAUGAUCCAGAGCAUGAAAGAAACGUACGACUCAAUGACGAUGGAGCUUAUACGAGAUCGCUCGUUAUUGGGUCAGCUCCAGCGACAGUUGCGAGCCAUGAUUGGAGCAUGGGGAAAGUAG